Penicillium mononematosum is the source of this 1758-nucleotide messenger RNA. RefSeq lists its product as uncharacterized. Gene Ontology annotation, biological process: transmembrane transport; carbohydrate transport. Gene Ontology annotation, molecular function: carbohydrate:proton symporter activity. The record is from RefSeq and is a predicted model, not a curated record. Gene Ontology annotation, cellular component: membrane. The transcript is spliced from 5 exons. Lineage: Eukaryota; Fungi; Ascomycota; Eurotiomycetes; Eurotiales; Aspergillaceae. Bases 1 to 1758 code for a protein of 585 amino acids.
AUGAGUGACAAGAUCCCUUCGUGGAAUGUCGUCCACAAGCUGGAGAAGCGCCAGCUUCUCAUCGGAAUCAACUGCGUGGCUGGACUGUCUAUUUUGUUCUUCGGUUACGACCAAGGAAUGAUGGCCGGUGUCAACAACGCAAAGGAUUAUAUCGAUCUCAUGAAAUUCGGGUAUACGAAGGUGGUGGACGGCGAGCUGACCCCGGUGGUCACAAAUUCUCUGCUGCAAGGUGGGAUUGUGUCGGUCUACUACCUGGGAACGCUCUUCGGCGCAUUACUUGGUGGCUGGCUCGGAGAUCGGACGGGAAGAAUCAAAACCAUUGCAGCGGGUUCUUUAUGGGCUAUUCUGGGCGCGGCUCUGCAGUGUUCGGCACAGAACCACAAUUGGAUGAUUUGCGCGCGUUUCGUUAAUGGCAUUGGAACCGGAAUUUUGAACGCUAUCGUCCCUGUCUGGGCUACCGAGACGGCUGAACAUACUUCGCGCGGACAAUUCAUUGCUAUUGAAUUUACGCUGAACAUUUUUGGUGUUGUGCUGGCUUAUUGGUUGGAGUUUGGCCUGUCUUUCAUCGACAACGGAGAGUCAGCCUUCCGCUGGAGAUUCCCUAUCGCAUUCCAGAUCGUCUUCCUCAUCGUCCUCUUCGCGGCUGUCUGGUUCUUCCCAGAGUCGCCUCGAUGGCUCGUCAAGGUCGGCCGGGAGGAAGAGGCCCGCUACAUCCUGCAGCGUCUACGUGGAUCUAGCGGAGAGGACCUCCUCCGAGCGGAAGCCGAGUUCCAGGAUAUUCUCAGCAUCGCUGAGCUGGAGCGGACAGUCAAUCAUGGUGACUCGUAUCUGUCUAUGUUGGUUGGCUACAAAUCUGGUGAUCUUCAUAUCGGCCGUCGUGUCCAGUUGGUCAUUUGGCUACAGAUCAUGCAGGAAUGGGUUGGUAUUGCGGGAGUUACUGUUUAUGCACCUACCAUCUUUGGCAUUGCUGGGUUUGACUCAAUGAAGAGUCAGUGGAUUAGUGGACUGAACAAUAUCUUCUACAUGUUUGCCACGCUAGUCUGUGUCUUUACUCUCGACCGCAUCGGUCGUCGGUGGACUUUGUAUUGGGGUGCGGCUGUCCAGGGUAUUGCCAUGUUCCUCGGUGGUGGAUUUUCCCGUCUCGCCAUCGACAGCAAGGCAGCUGGUGAUAUGGCCAAGGCAUCUUCGUAUGGUGCGGCCGCAGCCUCGAUGAUUUUCAUCUUCACCUCUGCAUUCGGAGCUUCGUGGCUCACAGUCCCUUGGGUGUACCCGGCUGAGAUCUUCCCUCUGGCCGUUCGUGCCCGUGGAAAUGCCUUCGGUGUCGUCGGAUGGAGUAUUGGCAAUGGAUGGCUGGUGAGUGAAUAUCCUUCAACGCAUGGAAGACGUACGCUGACAGAAGAUCGAAAGACUCUACUGUGCCCCGUCAUGUUCAAUGCCAUUGGCGAAAAGACGCUGUACGUCUUCGCCGCCAGUAACGUCAUCGCCAUCCCCAUGGUCUGGGCUCUGUAUCCAGAAAGUAAUCAGCGGACGCUAGAGGAUAUGGAUCUCCUAUUCGCAGCUAAGACACCCUGGACCUGGGAUGCAGAGAAGACCUUUGCGCGCCUCAAGGCGGAGAACCCAGGCAUGGUCCAGUCUCUCGGUCCUAAGGGCAGUCUUGUGGACCCUGAGACUGGAAAGCCUCUUUCUGCUGCUGCGGCUGUUGCGGCUUCCAAGGCUGGUGAUAAUGCUGUAGGUGCGGAGCAUGUAGAUCACGCUUAG